CUGCAAGUGCAAGGGGGAGGGAGAGAGAAGGGAGAGAAGGGGAAAGUCGCUUAUGCGUGGCACGAGUGUCGACAACAAACAACUUAAUGUUAUGCAAUUAUUAAUUUUUUUAAAAUAUAUACAUUUCACAAUUUGACGUAUAUAUCUUUUUUUUUUUUAUCAGAAGGCGUGUUAUUUUUGAAGUUUUUUGUUUUUGUUUUAGAUAUUGUAAUAUUGGGCCACAUAUCAGCCAUAGGGAACAUCUUGUGGAGAAUUUAACGUAAGCACCGUACAUACAUCGAAGAGGAAAGAAGAAUUUCUUUUGAUAGAGGUUUUUAGGCGUGGAAAGUGCGUGAAGCAGCAGCCACACUGCUCCGGCCUGUGCUGUUUUGAGAAGCCAGGAGCUGGAGUUUGAAGGUGCAGAAGAUUCGUUAUGGCGGUAAACUUGGACAAGGAAGCGUACUACCGCCGAAUCAAGCGUUUAUAUGGCAAUUGGAAGAAAGGAGAAGAUGAAUUUGGAAAGGUGGAUGCCAUGGUGGUCUCGGUGGGGGUGGACGAGGAGAUCGUAUACGCCAAAUCCACUGCCCUGCAGACUUGGCUGUUUGGCUACGAGUUAACCGACACCAUCAUGGUCUUCUGUGAGUCUAAGAUCAUAUUCCUGGCCAGCAAGAAGAAGGUGGAGUUUCUUAAGCAGGUGGCUGUCACCAAGGGCAGUGAGAAUGCCAACGGGGUGCCCCCAAUCACACUGCUUGUCAGGGAAAAGAACGAGAGCAACAAGGCCAACUUUGAGAAGAUGAUGGAGGCGAUCCGGGCCAGUAAGGAGGGCAAGGCCGUUGGUGUGUUCAGUAAAGACAAGUUCCCUGGGGAAUACAUGAAGAGUUGGAACGACAUGAUCACUGCCGAGGGCUUGGAGAAGGUGGACAUCAGUGCAGUGGUGGCAUACACCAUGGCUGUGAAGGAAGACGGGGAACUGUCUCUGAUGAAGAAAGCGGCCUCCAUCACCAGCGAGGUCUACUCCAAGUUCUUCAAGGAGAGGGUCAUGGAGAUCGUGGACGCCGACGAGAAGGUGCGCCACAGUAAGCUGGCCGAGUCCGUGGAGAAGUCCAUCGAGGAGAAGAAGUACCUGGGGGGGGCGGACCCGUCCACAGUGGAGAUGUGCUACCCUCCCAUCAUACAGAGCGGGGGCAACUACAGCCUCAAGUUCAGCGUGGUCAGCGAUAAGAACCACAUGCACUUCGGGGCCAUCACGUGUGCCAUGGGCAUCCGCUACAAGUCGUACUGCUCCAACCUGGUGCGGACCCUGAUGGUGGACCCGUCCCAGGAGAUGCAGGACAACUACAACUUCCUGCUGCAGGUGGAGGAGGAGCUGCUCAAAGAGCUCAAACACGGUGUGAAGAUCUGUGAUGCGUAUAACGCUGUGCUGGACUACGUCAAAAAGGAGAAACCUGACCUGGCCCCCAAGCUCACCAAGAACCUAGGGUUUGCCAUGGGGAUUGAGUUUAGAGAGGGAUCCUUGGUCCUGAACAGCAAGAAUCAGUACAAACUGAAGAAAGGCAUGGUACUAAGCAUCAGCCUGGGCUUUGCUGACCUGGUGAACAAGGAGUGGAAGAAAGAGGAGCAGAAGAAGUACGCCCUGUUCAUAGGCGACUCUGUACAGAUCAAUGAGGAGGAUCCCGCCACCGUUCUCACGCCGGUCAAGAAGAAGAUCAAGAACGUUGGGAUCUUCCUAAAGAAUGAUGAGGAGGAGGACGAGGAGGAAGAAGCUGAUGAUGCAGAGGAGCUGCUGGGAAAGGGAGCGCGUGGUCAGGCUUUACUCCAGGACAGAACCAGGAACGAGAUGACGGCAGAGGAGAAGAGGCGGGCUCACCAGAAGGAGCUGGCCAAUCAGGUGAACGAGGAGGCUAAGAGGCGCUUGACAGAGCAGAAGGGAGAACAGCAGGUCCAGAAGUCCAGAAAGUCCAAUGUCUCCUACAAGAACGUUUCCCAGAUGCCUCGAGAGAAAGACAUUCGAGACAUGAAGAUCUUCAUCGAUAAGAAAUACGAGACGGUCGUCAUGCCCGUCUUCGGCAUCGCCACCCCUUUCCACAUUGCUACCAUCAAGAACAUCAGCAUGUCCGUUGAGGGAGACUACACGUACCUGAGAAUCAACUUCUACGUACCAGGCAGCUCUCUGGGCCGCAACGAGGGCAACAUCUUCCCCAACCCGGACGCAACCUUUGUCAAAGAAAUUACGUACCGGGCGUCGAACCUCAAGGCGCCGGGCGAGCCGACGGUCCCGUCCACCAACCUCCAGAACGCCUUCCGCAUCAUCAAGGAGGUCCAGAAGCGCUACAAGACCCGGGAGGCCGAGGAGAAGGAGAAGGAGGGCAUCGUCAAGCAGGACUCGCUGGUCAUCAACUUGAACCGCUCCAACCCCAAACUCAAAGACCUCUACAUCCGGCCCAACAUCGCCCAGAAGAGGAUGCAAGGAUCGCUGGAGGCCCACACCAACGGUUUCCGUUUCACGUCGGUCCGCGGGGACAAAGUGGACAUCCUCUACAACAACAUCAAACACUCCAUCUUCCAGCCCUGCGACGGAGAGAUGAUCAUCGUACUGCACUUCCAUCUCAAGAACGCUAUCAUGUUCGGGAAGAAGCGCCACACGGAUGUCCAGUUCUACACGGAGGUGGGCGAGAUCACCACAGACCUGGGCAAGCACCAGCACAUGCACGACCGCGACGACCUGUACGCCGAGCAGAUGGAGCGCGAGAUGAGACACAAGCUCAAGUCGGCCUUCAAGAACUUCAUCGAGAAGGUGGAGACCCUGACCAAGGAGGAGCUGGAGUUCGAAGUUCCCUUCCGAGACCUCGGGUUCCAGGGCGCCCCCUACAGGAGUACCUGUCUGCUGCAGCCCACCUCCAGCGCUCUAUGUAACACCACUGAGUGGCCUCCGUUCGUGGUGACCCUGGAUGAGGUGGAACUGGUCCAUUUUGAGCGCGUUCAGUUCCACCUGAAGAACUUUGAUGUGGUCAUCGUCUACAAGGACUACAGCAAGAAGGUCACCAUGAUCAACGCCGUGCCAGUCAACUCGCUGGACCCCAUCAAGGAGUGGCUCAAUUCCUGUGAUAUCAAGUAUACAGAGGGUGUCCAGUCUCUGAACUGGACGAAGAUCAUGAAGACCAUAGUGGACGAUCCGGAGGGCUUCUUUGAGCAGGGAGGCUGGUCCUUCUUGGACCCAGAGAGCGAGGGAGAGGGAGCAGAUGACGACUCAGAAUCUGAGGCCGAAGACGAGACGUUCAACCCCUCGGCAGACGAGAGCGAGGCCGAGGAGGAAGACAGCGAUGAAGAUUAUGACUCAGAGAGCGAGGACUCUGGUAAUGAUUACAGUGCAUCGCUGGGCAGUGAAGAAGAGAGCGGUAAAGACUGGGACGAGUUGGAAGAAGAGGCCAGGAAAGCGGACAAAGAGUCCCACUACGAAGACGCAGAGGAGACCUCGUCGUCCAACAGGAAGAGGAAGGGCCGCUCGUCAGCCCCGCCCCCCAGCAGCAAGAAGAAACGGCGCCACUGAAUGACGCCACCAGACAUUGUUCCACACACACACAUACACACACACACUGCCAAAACAUUGAUGAUUGAAUUCUCUUGUCACUCUCGUUCAUUUUCCUCCUCAUACAGACACACGCAUACAUCAACACACACAUAACCAUGUGUAAAUAGAGAAGGUAGCACACAUGCGUUUCUACUAGGCAGUACGUGUCGUGGUUGUAUGGACAUAUCAUACCUGCUGACUGACACAAACUCCAUCUAGCUUUUUUUUAUAUUCCUUCAAUAUUUCAUUCCUUUUUCCUUUCCUUUGGCAACUCUCUCACUCCCCUGUUUCAGGGGCCAGGUGUGUGUGUGUGUGUGUGUGUGUGUGUGGGUGUCUCUGUGUUGAGUUUUUUUUUUUUUAUUGCAAACUGUUGUUUUUCUGUUGUUUCUAAACCAAUAAAUAUAGUAAGCAGUGAUGAUGAUGGUGAAGAUGUAAUGUUGUACUGUUAAUUUCAGAAUCCUGAUGUUUUUGUAAUAAAUUAAAAGGAACUAGU
Esox lucius (northern pike) is the source of this 4040-nucleotide messenger RNA. RefSeq names its product SPT16 homolog, facilitates chromatin remodeling subunit (gene supt16h). The coding region runs from base 413 to 3526 and encodes 1037 amino acids. Lineage: Eukaryota; Metazoa; Chordata; Actinopteri; Esociformes; Esocidae. Gene Ontology annotation, molecular function: nucleosome binding. Gene Ontology annotation, cellular component: FACT complex. Gene Ontology annotation, biological process: positive regulation of transcription elongation by RNA polymerase II; transcription elongation by RNA polymerase II. The record is from RefSeq and is a predicted model, not a curated record. The transcript is spliced from 24 exons.